AAAUUGAGCGAAAAAGUCAAUACUGAAGACAGGGAAGUGGAUUUUAUUUGAUUAAAUAUACAAAACUUUAGGAUUAUCGCUCAUAUUUGCACAACAAAAGUAAAAAAAGCGAAUUGCUAUGUCGAUACAGAACAUAGCUGUUAAGUUAUGUGGACUUUUACAGUCACAAAGCGAGGAAGAAGUAACAGCGCGCGAAUGGCGUUUAGUUGGUCAGGAACAAGACGGAUCGCAACUUUUAACAUGGAUAUCGACACAAGACGGAAAGGAUAUUAUGAACAUAGGGGUGUAUACCAACAAGACAAAAACCCUCAGCACACUUUACACUUAUGAAGAAAAGCUUAAUAUUAUUCAAGCAUCAGUUAACUCUACGCACAGUUUACUCGCUUAUGUUGUUAAGGUGCUUCCAUCAGAAGAAUCAGAAGUUAAGGAAGCGUUGUACUGCCCAUUCUUGAUAUGUCUGUUACCAGACAAAGUUUCUGAACCAGAAGUAGUAGAAGAGGGCUCAACUAAACAGAUAAUGCUUCAAUAUGUGUACGGAAAGAGCAAUAAAUACAGUCCAGGAAUCAGAAAUGACCGCUUUCUUCUGUUUAAGCAUUUGGAAUAUAUUAAGAUCUACCGCACUCCAAUGUUUUUGAAUGAAUGUGAUGAUGGAACAGAGAAGUGGGGCUUUGACGGUAUUUACACAGAGACAGAGAAAAUCGUCCACAUAUUCUCAUGGGCACAAUGGGAUUGUGCUAACCAGGUCCUGUUCUACAUCCACCACCGCGCGCCCCUGCAGAGCUUCGCGGAGGGCGAGGAGGUGCGGUCGCCGGCGGAGCCCGCGCCCACGCUCUCCGCGCUACAGUUCCACGCCGACCUGCCGCAUGAGACCGUGCUCAAUAUCCCCCUAAGUCUGCCACACGCGGGCGGCGGUACAGGGGGCGCGGGGGCGUGCGGCUCAUACGAGGACGAUCCGGUGCCUCUGCGGGUACACGACUGCGGCAUAGACCUGUAUAUACUGUGCGACCAGCGCGGCGUGCUCUGCGUCUGCCAUCAUUAUCUGUAUAAGGCGCUAGACGACUCCACGAGCUCCCUCGCUCUGGACGACGUGGACAAGGACUCCGGCGUGAACUUCGCGUACUCGGUGACGCUGCUGAACCACGGCUGCGUGGUGCACAGCGUGCUGCCCGAACUGCCCUGGUCGCUCGCCAAGUCGUUGCGGCCCUCCUACACGCUGUACGAGGAGAACCAUCUCCUCGUCAGCAUACCGAUGUUAUUCACGCAUCUCAUCGACAUCAGCCCGCACCACGAACCCUGCUGCCACAUCGUGAUCCCGCAGCCGGGGGACAGCGGGCCCAGCUUAGCUCCGCUUCUGGGCUGGGGCGCCCACGCCAUGGUCGACCUGAACACCCUAGAUGUGGUCACCAUGACAGUGCAGGAAAAGGAUCUAUCGGCCACCUUCAAGAGUGACACGGUCAUUGAGAAUAAACUUGGAAUCAUUCAUUAUCUGAUCCAACACGCUGGCAACACUGAGUUGGCUGAAGAGCUGGUAUCGUGGAUGUGCGUGAACCAGCCCCCUGCAGGAGGGUUGCAGCGUGCGAUGCAGGAGUAUCUAGUGUGCGGGGCGUACGCCGUGACGCGUCGCUCGCUCCCCCCUUCCGCGCUGCCGCUCGCCGUGCACCUCCCCUACACCGUGCACCUCGCCAUAGGGGACGUCAAGGCAGGUCGAUGCGUAGUGCACGUGUCACUGGCGGCGCUUUGGCGCGUCGCAGCGGCGGUGGUGUUGUCGCCGCGACAGCGCGUCUGUCAGUUCGCGGAGGACGCGUGGACGCGGCUGUGGGCGGCGCUGCAACGGCCCGCGCCGAACAGACUCCGCCCCUCCGCGGUGGCAGCGCGUCUAGCGCCAGCGCUCGCCUGCUACCAGCCGGAGGCGUUGUCGCGCGCGAGCACGCCGCUGUCGCCGACGACACGUCGCCCGUCGUUCGCCGCGCACGAUGGACUCCCCUUCGUAGAGCUCGACGUGUGCACUACGAGUCGCCAGGAGCAUGUUAUAGCUGCGAACAUGCGUGCGGUGAGCGUGCACGUGCUGUCAGCGGAGGGGGCGGGGCCUGCGGAGGCGGGGGAGGCGGGCGUGCACGCGCUCGCCACGCGCUGGGCGGGCGCGCAGCUCGACGCGUCGCGCGCGCUGUGCCGCGCCGUCGCCCGCGCCGCAGCAGCCGAGCGACACGCCCACCAGACCAAGGGAUUCGUGUUUAUCGAUGAGCUGGAGCCGGCGCACGCGCUGAUCCUCUUCAAGCUAUUCGAAGCGUACUACCUGGCGGCGGAGGCGGUGGCCUUCCCCCUGCCGCAGGGCUUCCCCUCCUUCCUCACCUACCUCGGCUACCGCGCCCUCCCCUUCCACAUGUUCAUGCAGUACGUCCACAGGAACGUGCUGGAGCUCCAGAUUGACGUCAUGAAGGCGAUUAUUGCGACUAAGGACGACUCAACCCGCACCGUCGAGCACAAGCUGCGGUUAAUCCAACUAGUGGGGGAGGCGCGGGGGCGGCGCGCGUUGUCGGCGUGGCCGCACCGCGCGGCGCUCGUGCUGCGCGCGCGAGACCACGCCCACGCGCUGCUCAGCGGCCGCCCCGCCCCGCCACCGCACCGCGCGCCGCACAGGCCGCAUCGCGACACAGGUAUCGCAGCUCUGCCGUCGGGCGAGCGUCUCUCCCCGCUGGACACUUUCCUAGACCUGCUCACCGCCAAGGCCAGUCUCAACGAGCUCGACUUUAACCUGAUUAUAGAGGCCACCCUGGCCUCGGUACAGGACUCGACAGCUUAAAUUUAAAGCUUAAUAUGAAGCGUAGAAGCCAAAUUCCCGUAACUAUAAGACAUAAAUCCUUUAUACACAAUUUUUAUUCGUGAAUGAGUAAGAAAGAGUAUGAAGUAGGUUUUUGGAUUGAAAAAUUGGAUUUUAAUACGGGUUUACAAAGACACCCAUGACAGGAGUUAGUAAAAAUAUCUUGCAUUUAUAUGUUUAUAAUAUUUAAGAUAUAAUAACAUA
Messenger RNA from Aricia agestis (brown argus), 3022 nucleotides. It is a transcript of the gene pigeon, whose product is annotated as protein pigeon. Gene Ontology annotation, cellular component: trans-Golgi network. Bases 119 to 2800 code for a protein of 893 amino acids. The record is from RefSeq and is a predicted model, not a curated record. The transcript has 14 exons. Gene Ontology annotation, biological process: positive regulation of amyloid-beta formation. NCBI's taxonomy places the organism in Eukaryota, Metazoa, Arthropoda, Insecta, Lepidoptera, Lycaenidae.